AUGAUAAAAGGGCAACGGGCAUCUUUAUUGGUCCUCGAGGAGGAGGACAACGACCUUUCGGAUCUGGACGAACCAGCACCCUCGUGUGCGGGAACUACAAGGACUCCGAGUCAUGACUCUGCGGACAUUUACCACAACUUGCAUGGGCGCCACCAUGGGCAUCAACAACACCCACCGGAGCAGUACCCCACUCGUCCAUCCCCACCACGCCGCCGUGCCUUGAAUUUUCUCGAACGAGCCAUUUCGAGUCGAUUGGUCACCUUUUUUACGUGUCAAGACAGCACCGCCCAAGCGUAUUUUCAAGAUGCCAUUCAGGAAAAGGCCCCAGUGGCGGUGGUGAGAACCAUGCGUCAGUUUCCUCAUCAGAGUCGAAUGCAACGCAUGGGAAUUUCGUCGCUGAAUGAAAUGGCCAAGGACUCGUGGGCCGCCAAGGAAAAGGUAGUUGAGGCGUUGGGAGUCGAAGCCAUUUUAAAGGCCAUGCGAUUGCAUCCCAAAGACUGUGGAGUUCACCAAGUGGCCUGUCAAUGUUUGUACACACUCACAGCAGGGGACAUUCCAAAGACUUUGAUGGAAAAGGGAGUCGUGGCGGCCAUUUUGCAAACCAUGAUUCACCACAGUGACGAUGAGGAUGUCUUGCCACCGGCUUGUGAUUGUUUGUUGGCCUUGACGGAUAUGGAAGACUCGACCGCCUUGGAAAUGUUGCGAAGUCGGCUAGGUGGUGUCGAACUGGCCAAGUUGGAACACAAAUAUCGUGGCAAAAAUGGAGAAAUUAGCAAAAAGGCGGGUGAAAUAUUGAAGCGCCUGUAUGUAUGA
Molecule: messenger RNA, 813 nt
Organism: Cylindrotheca closterium
Lineage: Eukaryota; Bacillariophyta; Bacillariophyceae; Bacillariales; Bacillariaceae
Source: the annotation of a GenBank genome assembly